Punica granatum (pomegranate) is the source of this 2365-nucleotide messenger RNA. The record is from RefSeq and is a predicted model, not a curated record. Lineage: Eukaryota; Viridiplantae; Streptophyta; Magnoliopsida; Myrtales; Lythraceae.
GAAAAUGGAAUACGGAUGCUGAUGAAGAGUAAAACAGCAUUGAGACAACAGCCGUUGUUUUCUUCGGGAAGCCCCCAGCAAACAAUCGGCAUCCUCUUCCUCUCUGACGGCCGCCUCCUCGCCUCUCGGCUGCUUUUAUGUACUGCAAAACUACAUCUUCACUUCAGCCGCCCCAUCCUGCCGUUGCUCCGCCAGCCGCCGCCGCCUCUCGGGCUGCUGCUCUUCUCUCGAGCUCUCUCUCGCCUCGGUUGCUCGUCCCCAGCUCCUGCCGCCACCAUUCCCGUCGGCCUCUGUAGUUCAGCUCAGCCACCUUUUCCAUCUCACCAAAAGUCUGUCCUCUCUCCCUUUGCCUCUCCGGUCAUCGGCCCUCUCUCGGCUGCUUCUCCUCAUCCUGCCGUCGGCCCUCUAGUGGGGCCAGUCUCUCAUCCCGCAGGGUAUCCUUUCCCGGAGCGUAGGGCAGCAUCCUCCAGUGUUUCAAUCGAGCUCCAAAUCUUCCUCAAAUCACGGGACAUUCAGCUCAGCUUGCUUAGCUGAAAGUCGUACAGCACUAACCCCUAACUGAAAAAAAUCGAUCUUGAGAUCGAAGGAAUCGAAUCCGCAGUUUUGGGGAUUGGGUGUUUGGUUGCAAAGCUAGAGAAUUAGGGCACCGAGCGCAAUCAUGGAACUGCUGCCUUCAGAGAGAAACAACACGAGUGGACAACUCUAGAAAGAAGAAAACAUGCACUGGCUCUGCAGAGAGAUGUAGAGAGAGAGAGAGAGAGAGACGAUAACGGAGAUGGGCUCCAUUUUGCGGCUUAUCGUGAAUGUCUGCUGAGAUGUUGUUACACUUUGUACCACACCUGAUCGACGCAUGGCCUCAAAGAGGGGACUAGCACUUUAGAUUUUUUAUGAAUGAUGAGUACAUAUCUCAUGCUUCAUCGUCUCAUAGAGCAGACGCAGAGACUUAAGUUUCGUUGUUGGUCGCCUCAUGCCUUUGCUACUGCUUCGCCUUCAAGCUUGUUCUUCGAAUCCAGCUUUGUGCGGAUUCAUGUGAGGCAGAAAUCCAGUGGAGGGAGGAGACCCAAAAAGAAGAUCUACCACAGGGUCCAUGAACUUGAUCGGGUGAUGGAGCUAAGGAAGAAGCCGACCCUGAUCUUGCGGCUUAAAUCCAUCAUCCAGUCCCAGAGGAAUCAAUCUCUUUUCCUCAGGGACCUUGAGAAGCAUGUUGGCUUUGUUCAGAAAUGGAACUUCAUGUCUGUCAUUGAGAAGUACCCUUCAAUAUUCAGAGUAAGUGGUGGUGUUGGUGGAGGACCGCUGUUUGUAUCGCUCACUGAGAAGGCUGAGAGGCUCGCCGGUGACGAAGCUCUGGUGAGAGAAGCGAUGGAGCCCAUUGUAGUGAAGAAUCUGAGAAAGUUGCUGAUGUUGUCUGUUGAUUGUUGUAUACCGCUUGCAAAGAUUGAGCUUAUCGAAUCUGAGCUUGGUUUGCCUAGUGAUUUCAAGGACGUGCUCAUCCCAAAGUACCCGGAAAUCUUCUCUCUGAAGAGUGUGAAAGGGAGAGACAGUCUCCAGUUAGAGCACUGGGAUUCGGGGUUAGCUAUAACUGCACGUGAGGAAGGAUUAGCCCGGGAGGGGGUUCUCAACCAGAAUGCUGGUCGAAAGAAGGUUAGGAUAUCGAAGGAUGGCAACUAUUCAGGUCCGCAUGCAUUCAGGAUGAAAUAUCCUGCUGGUUUCAGACCGAAUGCGAGCUAUCUCGACGAGGUUGAGAGGUGGCAGAAAAUGGAAUUCCCUUCUCCAUAUUUAAAUGCAAGGAGAUUCGAAGCCACAGACCCGAAGGCUCGGAAGCGAGUGGUAGCCCUCCUGCAUGAGCUUCUCAGUUUGACCGUGGAGAAGAGGAUGACGUGCACCCAGAUGGAUGUGUUUCAUACGGAGCUUUUCCUGCCGUCGAGAUUAGUCCUCUGCCUGAUCAAGCAUCAGGGCAUCUUUUACAUCACCAAUAAAGGCGAAAGGGGGACGGUGUUCCUAAAAGAAGCAUAUGAUGGAUCGUCUAGGCUGAUAGAUAGAUGUCCUCUUGUCUUGUUUAACGAUAAAUUUGUGGAGCUCAGCGGGCAGAGAGGUCUGAGUAUCUAUGUGCCAUCGACAGGGUAGUUUUUGCCAAUACCGAAGUUUGGAGUUGGAAGAGAACUGCUUCCUUCAAGCUCAAGUUAUUAGCUGGCUAGCCAAAAUAUAGAGCCAUUUGAUAGGGACAAACAUAUCCAUAUCCAUUAAAAAAGAAGAAGAAGAAGAUAGGCACAAACAUAAUUAUUUUUCAAUUAAAAAAUUUAUAGAAUCCAAUUUAUAAUUGCAUUGGAUCAGUAUAAUAAUAUAUAAUGCUAUCAAUUUCUCCUUU